Molecule: messenger RNA, 567 nt
Organism: Aspergillus fischeri NRRL 181
Lineage: Eukaryota; Fungi; Ascomycota; Eurotiomycetes; Eurotiales; Aspergillaceae
Product: molybdenum cofactor biosynthesis protein MoaE
Exons: 1
Coding region: 1-567 (188 amino acids)
Biological process (GO): Mo-molybdopterin cofactor biosynthetic process
Cellular component (GO): cytosol
Molecular function (GO): molybdopterin synthase activity
Source: RefSeq, a predicted model, not a curated record
AUGACAACCCAACCGCCUCAAGACCAGACAUCAACCACCCCCUCACUCCCCCCACACCUCGACCCAACCACCUACCCACGAACCCUCACCUCCGCAACCCACAACAUCCAUCUCGAACUCACCUACUCGACACUGAACCCCACCGUCGCACUCGAGCAUACCUCCUCCCCGGCAGCAGGGGCCAAUGUCCUCUUCCUCGGCACAACACGCAACACCUUCGAAGGCCGCGCCGUCUCCCAGCUCAGCUACACUUCGUACCCGCCUCUAGCGCUCAAAUCGCUCAUGUCAAUCGCUACCAGGGCGGCGGAGAAGUUCGAUCUAAAGGGGGUGUAUAUUGCGCAUCGGCUGGGGGUUGUUCCAAUCUCGGAGGCGUCGAUUGUGGUUGCGGUUAGUGCGGGGCAUCGAGGGAUGGCGUGGAAGGCGGGCGAGGAGGUGCUGGAGGAGGUGAAAGAGAAGGUGGAGAUCUGGAAGAGGGAGGAGUUUGUGGAUGGGGGGAUGGAGUGGAGGGAGAAUAGGGAGAGAGAUGCGGAGGGGAGGUUAUUAUCUUCGACUGAGGGGGGAAAAUAG